AUGCAGCGCGCCGCGGCCUCCCUCGCCUCCUCCCGCUCCGCGGCUGCCUGGGCGUGCUCCUCCACCUCGCGCCAUGCCAUCGCCUCCUGCUCGGCCACCGCCCGCCGCGACGCCGUCGUGCCUCUCCGGAUUCGCGGGCAGCGGCAGGUUCCCCUCCACUCCAUGUCCCUGUCGCUGCUCUCGCGGAGACGGCCUGCGGGGACGGCAAAAGCGGCGGCUGCUGCGGCGGAACUGGCACCGGCGUCGGACGAGGUGGCCGCGGGCGGCGGCAUUGCCGGCACGGUGCAGCUCGGCGCCAUGAUCGUCGCCUGGUACCUCCUCAACAUCUACUUCAACAUCUACAACAAGCAGGUUCUCCAGGUGCUGCCAUUGCCGCUCCCCUACACCAUCACCGCCUUCCAGCUCGCCUUCGGCUCGCUCGUCAUCUUCUUCAUGUGGGCCACAAAGCUCCACCCCGUGCCCAAGCUCUCCGCCGCACAGCUGGCCAAGAUCGCGCCGCUGGCCGCCGGGCACAUGCUGGGCACGGUGUUCACCAACAUGAGCCUGGGCAAGGUAGCCGUCUCCUUCACGCACACCGUCAAGGCGUCCGAGCCCUUCUUCACCGUGCUGCUCUCCGCCUUCUUCCUCGGUGAGGUGCCGUCGCCGCUGGUGCUGGGCUCGCUGGUGCCGAUCGUCGGCGGCGUCGCCCUGGCAUCGCUGACCGAGGUCUCCUUCAACUGGGUCGGAUUCUGGAGCGCCAUGGCGUCGAAUCUGCUCAACCAGACCAGGAAUGUGCUCAGCAAGCGCCUCCUCGGCGGCGAAGAGCAGGAGGAGUUCAUGGACGACAUAAACCUCUUCUCGGUGAUCACCGUGCUGUCCUUCCUCCUAUCCUUGCCUCUGAUGAUCUUUGCAGAAGGGGUCAGCUUCUCCCCAGCGUUCCUCCAGAGCACCGGCCUGAACCUGCAGGAGCUGUGCGUGAGGGCGGCCCUGGCCGGCCUCUGCUUCCAUGGCUACCAGAAGCUGUCGUACAUGAUCCUGGCGAGGGUGUCGCCCGUGACCCACUCCGUGGCCAACUGCGUCAAGCGUGUGGUGGUCAUCGUCUCCUCCGUCCUCUUCUUCCGGACGCCCAUCUCGCCUGUCAACGCACUGGGGACUGGUGCGGCACUUGCGGGAGUUUACCUGUACUCCAGGCUCAAGAAAACAAAGCCAAAGAGCUCAUGA
Molecule: messenger RNA, 1200 nt
Organism: Triticum turgidum subsp. durum (durum wheat)
Lineage: Eukaryota; Viridiplantae; Streptophyta; Magnoliopsida; Poales; Poaceae
Source: the annotation of a GenBank genome assembly